Molecule: messenger RNA, 2598 nt
Organism: Mercenaria mercenaria
Lineage: Eukaryota; Metazoa; Mollusca; Bivalvia; Venerida; Veneridae
Product: tissue-resident T-cell transcription regulator protein ZNF683-like
Exons: 2
Coding region: 101-1324 (407 amino acids)
Biological process (GO): regulation of transcription by RNA polymerase II; cell fate commitment
Cellular component (GO): cytoplasm; nucleus
Molecular function (GO): RNA polymerase II cis-regulatory region sequence-specific DNA binding; DNA-binding transcription factor activity; histone deacetylase binding
Source: RefSeq, a predicted model, not a curated record
ACCAUGUCCAAUAUAAACUGCCGCAUGCGAUGGAAAUGUUUUCAUGAAUUUUGAGAAGUUAUGAACAUUACAUGCAAGAAAUUGAAAAUUACUUAUUGUAAUGGCUGACGACCGACUCCGUCUUGACGGAAAUGGAUCCAAAAAUGGACAUGAUUCAUGCGACGAAAACAAAGCGAUUGACUACAGUGUAUGUGGGAGAAGCUCUGUACAGCACGGGUAUAGCGUGGAAGAUGAAAGAAGCCGUCUUCGGCGGUCCGGCGGAAUUGACACAAAUGCUCCUUUCGGUUUUCCAAAAUCACCACCGUACUUCAAGAGUUGUGACUGGUUAGAGUGCACUCGGCAGACCUGUCUUAACAGCGGCAACAUUUUUCAAAAUGUCAUGGAUAAAUACGAAGAAAGUGAUUUACUGAAAAGAUAUGGAAAUUUUCCGAGAGAACCAUUUGGACAGACAUUAGAAAACUGGCCAAUUUUUGGCUUUCGAUCUGCGUUUGAGCAUUAUCAUGACCUUUCGAAGGAGAGAGUGAAUGUGCACCCGAUACUGGCAUUUUACCCGCAUGUUAUGUUUGACGUACCAAAUAUGUACAGGCUUGUAUGCCACUAUCCUUUUGCGCAUCCUGCCACAUCACCACUGGCUACCUAUGAGCAAAUUUUACGAUCCGAAAAUGUCUUGCGUCAUGAAAUCAGCAAUUCUAGUCCUUACCAAUUUCCUCAGAAUAACGCAAAGUUUCGGACUGAAAAGUCAGAUAUUAGAAAGGUUCAAAGCGAGAAAAAAGAACCUUUUCAACGGGACAGCGCUAUUAAUCUCUCCGUACCGAGGAAAUCACGAGAUGAACGCGGACAUAAAUCACUACCAUACCCUUUAGCGAAAAAGGACGGAAAGAUGCAUUACGAGUGCAAAUUUUGUAUGAAAUCGUUCGGCCAGUUGUCUAAUUUGAAAGUUCAUCUUCGAACACAUACGGGCGAACGUCCGUUUGCUUGUCGUACAUGCGGGAAAGGGUUUACUCAGUUGGCACAUCUACAAAAGCAUCAUUUAGUCCAUACCGGAGAACGUCCGCACGAGUGUUCUGUGUGCCACAAGCGAUUCAGCUCUACUUCUAACCUGAAAACACAUCAACGUCUUCAUAAUGGAGAGAAACCAUUUAUAUGUAAACAAUGCCCAGCAAAGUUUACACAGUUUGUACAUCUCAAGCUGCAUAGAAGAAUACACGUGAACGAGAGGCCGUAUGAAUGUCCACACUGCAACCGGAAGUACGUCAGUCCGAGUGGACUAAAGACCCACUGGAGAGGAAGUGACUGCUCGCAAAGAGUGUCGCUUGGGGUGUAGCAUAUUAAGAUGACCUUGUGAAAAGGCCAAAAAUUGUGAACUCUUAAGUGUACAGACACACAAAAAAAUGGAGGAAAAAACGAAAAAAUACUUUUAUCUGAGUUCAAAACUAAAUGAUAAUCGGAAAAUUCCGUUUGAUAACGUAUUUCCGUACACAAUUUCGGAAACUUCCGGUUGGCUUGAGAUACAUUAACGACCGGAGAAUUCCGAAGUAGGUACGGAGAUUACGUUUACAAUCGUACGUGAAUUUCUGAGUACGAGUCUAAUACCUGAAUCAUUUAAUAAUAUAUAGAUAAAGAUCAACGCAAUCUGACUAAAAUACAUCUCCUAUAACGCUACGCAUAGGAUCUGAGAACGACCUAUUCAUAGCCUCGUUCUGACGACCCUUUCGCUAGCCAAUCAGAGCCUUACUUACAACAUCUUGCAAAUCUACAUGUAGCCUUGACUUUUGAUAUUUACAAUUCUUAUGUCGUAAGUAUCAGAUAGCUGGCUAGCUCAGUCGAUAGGCUACUUGCUUCGUAAGCGAGGGGUCCUGGGUUCGAGCCCUGGAAUGACUGCGCAUUUUUCUUACUCUUUGACAUUCGAACAAGUCGUCUGAUUGGAUAAAAUAAAAAUAGCAAUCUGGAAAUCCAAAAUAUACAGAAGACGAAUGUGAAUGGGUCGUUCUCAGAUCUUCGUUUAGAAGAUCAAGUACUUCAGUCAGAUUGAGAUCAACGUAUGUUCCAUUCUCUGUACUAGGGCGAAUCUCGGAUGGAUGAGAAUAUGCCUGCUCAAAUGAAACCAUUGAGAUAUCUGUGUCCGAAUUAUCUAAACACAGAAUUGUGGAAACUAAAUAUAGCAGCUCGAAUCCCGUCUGAUGGUGACAUAUGAGAUAAAAUCCGUACUAAUCCUAAAAAAAUCUGUUGCGUCGUAAUUUUAUCUCUUACUCCAGAUUUUUCAUUGAUCAUAAAAGGAAAAUCUUGUCUAUCUGUUUAUCAGUACGACAUAAUGGCAAGAGAAAUUUAAUAAACAAUGAAAAAUUACCCGAAACAGCUUGUUGCAUUAUAUGAUAAAGCCAGGUAAAACUGUUCUCUAAUUACUAUAAUACACGUGUUCUUCACUCUCUCGUGUCAUUCUAUAUAUAUUUAUUACAGGGAAUUAUGCAUUAUGAAAACAAUAUUGGUAUAUGUAACAUACGGUGCAGUGGUGUUAUCAGAGGAAAAAAACCUUCCGAUAUGUUUGUGAAUUUGUUUAAGUCUUUACAAUAAUAAAUUAUGCGCUCUAUUGUAAAAACU